AUGGAGAUCAAGUGUGAUCGCGCCAUGUUCGACAUUUUCCUGACUUUUCUGCGCCGCCCCCGACCGCGAGACACUGUUACGCGUCACUUACCGCCUCGUGUACUCGCUAGCACAGAGCAGCUCACACCCUCAACGGCCCACCGCGCAAGAACGACCGCCCAACCUUCCACCCUACCUUCCGACGCUCCGGCGACGGCAUCCCGUGCCCGAACAAGGAAAGGCGGAAGAUGCAACCUAACCUUCCCUCCCUCCCUCCUUCCCUCCAAUAUCUUCCUCCUCUCUUCUAACUUACUUCCCAUGAUUGAUUCGCAGUCGUUGUUUGGUCUCGUCCUCUCCUUUGACUUUAUUGCCUUCACAGGAAUACCAUUGCUACGAGCGAGUCCCCGCACUCACCCUUCCACGUACGAGUUGCUGAUCCCUUCACAGAUUCCUUCCUUCUCCCACCACCACCACCACAGCAAGUCAUUGGCACGCACGCGCACCAUCAAUCGACACCAAACGCACUCUCGUGCGUGCUACGCUGUACACGAUCGUUGGGCUGGCCUCGAUGACGGCGCUCCUCGUCGUCCUCGUUCGGCCCCAACGAUUUCCUCCCCGCCCUCGGUGAUGAUGACCUCACCUGCCUCACGCUGCUUGCUCGGCGACGACGUGCAAGCCCUCGUCGCCGUCUUCGACCUGCUCAAAAGCAGAUUUACUGCGAGCAUCGUCUGCGCCCCUGCGGCGCCAUUCCACAGCCCACCCUCGACGUUGUCCUCACCCAACCCCACUCACCCAUACCUACCCGCUCGCCGCGCCUCGUGUCUCGCCCUCACCCUUCAAUGCGGCCGCCGAACCGCCCCUCCCUAUUACUUUAUCAUCGAGGGUGGGGGUCCGUCGCCUUUCUCGGGCGAUCUCGAAGGGGGUGAUACGAGGUAUGCGAAGAGGGUGGGGCACCCUCUCCCCACGCCACCCCUUGUCGCCCUUACCCCCGACGGUCGUCGAGCAGCGGUGCGGGGUGUGGGUCCCUGUGUGACUGGCACGCGCGUGCUCGCGUAUGAGAGUGAUGCGAAAGGGGGUGGGGGCCCAUCCCCUUCCUUCCCCCUUGUCGAACCGGGGCAGGGGGAGCUAUCCCCCAUCGCGUUCAGACGAUUUUUCUCGACCCCCCUAACCGCCGGAGGCCUGUGUGCGCCCCCUCGGCGAGUUGGUGCGAUGAAGGAGGGGGUCCUCUCACCCCACCCCCUCCCCCCUCCCCCUCGUCUUGGCGUCGCCCGUGAGGGUCACGGGGAGGUUGCGAAGGGGUUGCGCACCCCCUUUCUGCGUCGAGGAAGGCUCGAAGACGAGGGGAGGAGCGUCGGUGAGUUCUAUUCACAAAAGGAAGAGUUGAAGGCUGUCAAUGCGGGGGGUGUCCCCUUUCCCGGAAUGAAAGCCCCCCUUCGUCCUGUGUCGCCCCCCUCGUCCUGCGCCACCCCCCACCUCCCGCCUCAUCGUUAUGCUGACCCCUUUCUCAGGUUUAUCACUGAUUCUCGGCCGCCAGAGGCGUGCAUUCACCCCCUCGGCGAGUUGAUGCGAAGAGGGAAGGGGUCCUCCCUUCCCCCUCUCCCCAAUCUCGCAAGCCUACCCACCCCUCCUCCCCCUUUGUCUCGCCGCGCCGGGGUCGAUGGCGUGUACCCCUCGUUCACGUCAGAAAAGGACUUGAAGGGGGGAGGGGAGGGGAGGAGUAUCGCACCCCCUCGUCGUGCACCACCGCUCCCUCCCGCCUCAUACGACGAGUUGAAGCGCGCUGACAUUUUUUGUUGGGUUCUUUUCGUCCGGAGGCAUGCCUCGCGCCCUCGUCGAGCGAGUGCGACGAGGGUGAGCUACCCUUCCCACCCCACGCAUAUCCCCACCCCUCAACGCUACGAAGGUGCGAUAGGGGGUGGGAGCAUCGAGUCAUCGCAGAGAUCUCCUGAUGAUAUUCCCUCCCCACCUCCCCCCUUCGCUAUCCACGAAGGUGGGGAACUCGGAUCGGGCGAGAGGGUGGCCCGAAGGCGCUGA
This is a messenger RNA of Schizophyllum commune H4-8, 2013 nucleotides long. RefSeq lists its product as uncharacterized. The transcript is spliced from 16 exons. Lineage: Eukaryota; Fungi; Basidiomycota; Agaricomycetes; Agaricales; Schizophyllaceae. The record is from RefSeq and is a predicted model, not a curated record. The coding region runs from base 1 to 2013 and encodes 670 amino acids.